Pestalotiopsis fici W106-1 is the source of this 990-nucleotide messenger RNA. RefSeq lists its product as uncharacterized. The transcript has 5 exons. The record is from RefSeq and is a predicted model, not a curated record. The coding region runs from base 1 to 990 and encodes 329 amino acids. NCBI's taxonomy places the organism in Eukaryota, Fungi, Ascomycota, Sordariomycetes, Amphisphaeriales, Sporocadaceae.
AUGCCAGGAAGAUUGCAAGACGAAGGCAGUUAUGCCUCAGAGCCGACCGUCGAUGUGCAGAAAGAAUACGGAGACUGGCGGGACAAACUGAUCAAAGAUGGCUACGUCGUUCUCAAAGGUGUCGUCCCCGCCGAACGCGCUCAGCACUAUCUAGACAGUAUCUUUAGCUGGCUCGAAACCUUUCCUUACGGUUUCAAGAAAGAUGACCCCUCCACAUGGGGACCUGAACAUCUCCCGGCACAUGUCAAGAGUGGCAUGUACCAUGGCUAUUCUGUGUCUCACGAAAAGUUCUUUUGGGAUGCGCGAUUAGAGCCAGCCAUCAUUGAUGCAUUCGCCAAGAUAUGGGGAACGGACGAACUGCUCGUAUCGUUUGAUGGUGUGAACCUGACUUUGCCCUCUGCAAAUCGACCUGCAGUAGGUGCCUGGCCACACGUGGACCAAAGCCCACUGCGCAAGGGUCUCCAGUGCGUCCAAGGGCUGCUCAACCUGGCCCCCAACGGCCCGGAUGACGGCGGUCUGAUUGUGAUGAAGGGCUCUAGCGCGCUCAAUGAAGAGUACUUUGCUACUCACGAGAAUAGCCAGGAGACAUGGGGCCCGGCAGACUGGUUUGGGUUCUCCGAAAAGGAUGUCGAGUGGUUCAAGAGCAAAGGCUGUGAGAUCAUCAAGGUCUGUGCAGAUCCUGGUGACCUUAUCCUAUGGGACUCUCGUGAGGUUCACUACAAUCAACUCCCAAAGAGUGAUGCAGUACGAUCCGUUCUAUACAUGUGCUACACACCAGCAUCGUAUGCUGCUCCAGAAGAUCUGAAGAAAAAGGCCGAGCUGUUUGAGAGUCGCAUGGGGACGACCCAUUGGCCACAUGCCAACAUCUUUCCAAACAAUGCUGUGCAAACCCGGCUGGGGAAACCAGAAACCUACUCCAGGGACCAGCCAAUCGAAUCACCUAUGAUGAGCCACAGAAUGCUGCAGCUUGCUGGAGUCAAGCCAUAUUGA